Molecule: messenger RNA, 321 nt
Organism: Colletotrichum lupini
Lineage: Eukaryota; Fungi; Ascomycota; Sordariomycetes; Glomerellales; Glomerellaceae
Exons: 3
Coding region: 1-321 (106 amino acids)
Source: RefSeq, a predicted model, not a curated record
AUGAAUGCUCCUUUCAACUCCUUCGCCCCCUGUUUCCUCCCCAAAUUCCAGAGGCUGGGUGCAGGGACGCCCGUUGAAACCGAUUCUCACCACGGCAACGAGCUUACCCGAACGAGUUACCUUGCUCCGAUCUCUCGGGACUAUCCAUUCUCACGUUCUUUUGCAUCGCUCCACGGCCUCUGCGAAUACACUAUCGAAGCGGGAUGUGACGAUGGAUACCUACCCAGCUAUGAAGCAGGCCAGUCGUCGCAGGCACACGGCACGGGAAUGCAGACGCGGAAGCGGCAACGGGAUGCGCGUAAGACGUCCAGCCCAGAUUGA